AUGGAGCGCUACAAGAUACUUUAUAUUGGCGAGAGGCAUGGUGGCUAUGCGUUCGCGGGCUCGCGCAUGGUUGACACCCCUGCCAAACCGGUCUAUGCUAAACCACUGUACGAGCGCGGGCGAGUCGUCAACCUGCGCCUCUAUACAUACUUGCUUACCUGCGGACAUGGAUUCUUUACCAUUUCAUUGGCUGAUCCCGUAUUGCGCUCUGGCCCAUGGUUGCACCCCUCUCGUUCUGUUUCCUUGAAGGCCGCAAAGGUUAUGCUGUACCAUGCAUGGCCCUUGGUCCGGGGAGAGGAUGGCGAACGAGGCCAGAUCUAG
This is a messenger RNA of Bipolaris sorokiniana ND90Pr, 321 nucleotides long. RefSeq lists its product as uncharacterized. Bases 1 to 321 code for a protein of 106 amino acids. The transcript has 2 exons. The record is from RefSeq and is a predicted model, not a curated record. NCBI's taxonomy places the organism in Eukaryota, Fungi, Ascomycota, Dothideomycetes, Pleosporales, Pleosporaceae.